CCCUAGGACUCGGUCCCCUCCCCCCUCCUGGACGCUCCCUCUUCCCUGGGACACCCCUCUUCUGUCUGGUGUGGCCAUGGUGCCCUGGGCUUAGGAACUCUGGCAAAGUCCACCCGGUCAAUGGGGGAUGCUGGGAGGGUGCUCAGGUCACGUCAGAGGCAAGGGCUGGAGGGGCCAGCCUUGCAGCCCCCUGAAUGCCCAGGAGACAGCUCAGGAAACGUGUAACAAAUCGUGAAGGCUAGGUGCUCAUAUCGCAUCUCUGCUGCGCAUGUUUCUAGAUAUGGAUCAGAAACUGUCCAAGUUGGUAGAAGAGCUCACAACUUCGGGGGAACCCCAGCUGAAUCCUGAGAAAAUGAAGGAACUGAAGAAAAUUUGCAAGUCUUCAGAGGAGCAGCUCAGCCGUGCCUACCACCUGCUCAUGGCCCAGCUGAGCCAGGACCACGCCGAGAUCCGCCUCUCCGCAUUCCAGGCCAUAGAUGAGCUCUUCGCCCGGUCCCAUCAGUUCAGGAUGCUGGUUGUUUCCAACUUUCAGGAGUUUCUGGAGCUCACACUGGGCACCGACCACGAGCAGCCCCUGCCACCUCCCAGGGAGGUGGCCCAGAGGCUGCGUCAGGCUGCCACCCGGGCCAUCCAAGGGUGGAAUGAGAAGUACGGUGCGGCCUACAAGAAGCUCGCCUUGGGCUACCACUUCUUAAGACACAGCAAACAGGUGGAUUUUCAGGACGUGAGCGCGCGGACUCUGGCAGAAAGAAAGCGGGAGGAGGAGAAGCGGAAGCGCUUGGAUAGAAUCUACAGGGAGAGGUCUGAGCAGGCCAUCAGGGAGAUGGAGGAGAUGUCCGAGGAGAUUCGGCGCUGUCUCACGGAGGUGGAGAGCUGCUUCAGGCUGCUGCUGCCCCUGGACCUCGCCGCAGGCCUGGGCGCCUCAUUGCCCACAGUGGCCUUCAGUGUGUCUGAGCAGAGUGCCCCUUGCCAGGCCAGCGCUGGCAGUCACGGGGACGAGGAGCAGCCCUGCUGUAGCAAGACCCUGCCCGCCUGGGCCGGCCAUCCGGGAGCUGGCAGUGGGGAGGGGCCGCCGCAGACGGCCACAGGGGCCGAGGAGGAGGACAGCGACAGCGAUGAGGAAGGGUUUGUGCGGCGCCAUGGACUGGGCUCCCACAAGUACACGCUAGACGUGGAGCUCUCCUCAGACAGCCUGAGGGUGCGUGAGGACGAGGACAAUCACGCUGUCAUCCACUCCGCCCGGGACGCGCUCAAGCUUAUCCAAAACACCUUCCUGCCAGCUGUGUGCUCCUGGGUCCAGCUAUUCACCCGCGCAGGGAUCCACGGUGGGCACCUGGAAGCUGCCAUCGACCUGAAGACGGAACUGGAAAGGGCCCUGAGGCGAUCGGAAGAGCUGGACAUCAAGCCUGAGGAGGGGCGCUGGAGGGAGGUGGCAGCCCCAGGGGACAGGGAUGAGGAUGAGGACGAGGAUGAUGGGGACUUUGUCGAGGUCCCAGAGAAGGAGGGGUAUGAGGCCUGCAUCCCCGACCACCUGCGGCCGGAGUAUGGUACUCUCGGGUCGGGCUCCUCCCCAAGGCCUCCCCGCAGUGGGCUCCCGCUGUCCCUGGUGCGCAAGCCCCAGCACCCAAUCAGUGGGCACAGCCAGGCUGGCGCCACACGAGGGGCAGCCCUGCUGGGGACACACAAGUCUCAGCACUGGGGAGCGAGUCUAGGAGUGGGGCGGGCACCCCAGAGCAGAGAGCGCGCACAGCUCCUGUGCCCCGGGGACAGUGCUGUGGGGGACUCCCGAGGUGGCAGGAGACUGGUGACCGUUCGCUGGGCUCCUUAGUCCCCGGGCCCCAUGGCUGGGGCAUCCCCACUUGCCAUCUGUGGAGUCAUGGACUCCGCUGCUGGCCCAGGACACCUCCGUAGCUCGUGGCGGAGGAGGGCUGUUCCUGGGAAGUGCAGCCCCAGCUCUGACUGGUCUUUGCUGUCUGGGGUUUCCUUCUUUCCCGUGUCUGCACCCCAGCACAGUGGCCAUCUAGCAAGAAGGGGUGUGGGCCCGCAGGAUCUACCCAGCACACACAGAGGCGGCAAAUAAAAACAAGACCCGUGGCUUUUGUGGAAAAACAGACCAAUCAAUUUCUCUCUGAGUCUGUAAGGCGAAAUGUGAGUUUGUUAACCAGAGUGUAGAUGACUGGAGCUCAGGUGUGGCGCUGUGGCCCAGUAGGGGCAUCGUGCCAAAGUGGCACUUCCAGACCUGACGGCUGCCGUUUGCGCAGCCCCGGUUCCUCUCCCCGGGCACCAGCCUGGAUGUGGGAGCAGCGGCGACCCACCCCUGCUCCCAGCCGGCCAGGGCCUGUGUGCCUGCCUCGCCCUCUGCUCCAGCCAUGCGGGCCUUCACUUCUUAGCUUUUGGGUCUUCCUCUGACCGAUAGGCAACCCUCCUGCCCUUUGUUCUUCCGUGUUCUUCUGCACCUGAAAUGGCCUGCCAUCCCCGGUUUAUGCUGCUGUCCGCCCCAGAGCAGGGGCUCCCUGUGGCCAGAGGCCCCACCUGCACCCACGAAGUACCUGGGGGCUGCCUAAGGCAUCUGUCGGGAGCAGUGACCGCCCUCCCGUGCCCAGGCCGGAGCCCAGCAGAAGCCCAGACACUCCCGUGGCUGCCCGUGCCCCAGGCUGGGACAGUGGGCAGUGGGGCAGGACUGCCAGGAAAUAGUCCGCUCAGUGUUAUCACUUCUCCAAGUUUCUGCAGCAGAGGAUUCUGGUGACGGGCAGCCCGUGACUGAGAGCCUCCUGCGGCUGGCAGCGCGCCCAGCAGAGGUCCGGCUUUGAGGUGCUGGGCCCUGCCUCUGGGGCCUGGGAGCCCCACGCUGACCCUAGCUAGUCCUCUCUCCGAGGCUUUCCA
Messenger RNA from Leptonychotes weddellii (Weddell seal), 2883 nucleotides. Lineage: Eukaryota; Metazoa; Chordata; Mammalia; Carnivora; Phocidae. The record is from RefSeq and is a predicted model, not a curated record.